GCCGCCGGGUUCCCGGGCGCCGGCGCCAUGAGGUCCCAGGCGGCCGCGGUCACCUGGCGGUCGCGCCCCGCAGGUGAGGUGAGAGGCCGUGCGUUCCCGGCUUCCCGUCGGCGCCGAGGACGGCUUCCAUUCCAGCGGAGCGGCCCCGCGCGGCGCCCCGAGUCGUCACGGAAACCCGCGCUCCGCGGCGUCUGCGAUCUCUCGGUGCUGGCGGCUUCCCUACCGCGGAGACUUUCCUAACCGAGUGGGGUCGGGAGCGGAGAGCGCGCGUCUGCCCAGACCGCCGGGUGCACGGAGAGCUACCGGGAUGGCCGCGGCUUCGGGGUUCCGCCCGGCCCAGGCUGGCCCGGCUGCAGAGGAGCACGCGGGUAUUAUCAGAGUGAAGGUGAAGGAGGAAGACCCGCUGUGGGGGCCAGAACCCUGCCUGCCGAAGGGUCUGUCUCACACCAGGGAGCUCCGCCGCCAGCGCUUCAGGCACUUCUGCUACCAGGAGACCCCUGGGCCCCGCGAGGCCCUCACCCGGCUCCGGGAGCUGUGCAGACGCUGGCUGCGCCCCGAGUCCCACAGCAAGGAGCAGAUCCUGGAGCUGCUGGUGCUGGAGCAGUUCCUGACCAUCCUGCCCGAGGAGCUCCAGGCCUGGGUGCGGGAGCAGCACCCCGAGAGCGGGGACGAGGUGGUGGCCGUGCUGGAGGACCUGGAGAGGGAGCUGGACGAACCCCGACAGCAGGUCUCACAGAGUACACAUAGGCCAGAGACGUCUGUGGAGGAAAUGACUCCUCUGGAUACCGCAAAGGAGUCCUUGGGGACCCAGUUCCAGUCUGUGGAAGACAGCAUGGAAUGUGAAUCUCCAGAGCCACACCCACUGCAAGGGUCAUUUUUGUGGCUUUCCAUGAUGUCUCAAAGCAUGGGUGGUGAUGAUAACCCCAAUACCUUGGACACUCAUGAACCAGAAGUCAAACCAGAAAACAUGAGAGAGAAGUUCUUCAGAAGCUUAGCAGUGUUAUUGGAAAACAAAAGUAAUAAUACCAAGAUAUUUUCUAAAGCAAAGUACUGUCAAUUAAUAAGGGAAGUGAAAGAGGCAAAAGCAAAGGCAAGAAAGGAAUCAGUUGACUACCGUCGCUUGGCUAGAUUUGAUGUGACCCUUGUACAGGGAAAUGAAAAGCUGAUUGAGGCUGUAAAUGGGGAAACAGAUAAAGUACGGUAUUACUUACACAGUGAGGAGUUAUUUGACAUUCUGCAUGAUACCCAUCUCAGCAUUGGACAUGGUGGGCGUACCCGCAUGGAAAAAGAAUUACAAGCAAAAUACAAGAACAUCACGAAGGAAGUUAUAAUGCUAUACUUGACACUCUGCAAACCAUGCCAACAGAAAAAUUCAAAACUCAAGAAAGUUCUAACAUCAAAGCCAAUUAAGGAAGUUAAUUCAAGAUGCCAAGUGGAUCUUAUAGAUAUGCAAUCGAGUCCUGAUGGGGAGUAUAAAUUCAUCAUGCAUUAUCAAGACCUUCAUACAAAGUUGAGUUUUUUGCGGUCACUAAAAUCUAAAAGGCCUAAGGAAAUUGCACAUGCUCUUUUAGAUAUUUUUACAAUUAUCGGAGCACCCAGUGUCCUGCAAUCUAACAAUGGAAGGGAAUUUUCAAGCCAGAUUGUCGGUGAACUUAGUAAUAUUUGGCCAGAAUUGAAAAUUGUCCAUGGGAAGCCUCAGCCCUGUCAAAGCCAAAGUGCUAUGAAUCAAACUAAUGAGGAUAUCCAAAAUAGGAUUAUCUCCUGGAUGCAAACUAACAAUUCAUCACACUGGGCUGAAUUUUUGUGGUUCAUUCAAAUGACCCAAAAUCAGCCCUAUCACCGAGGCAUGCAACAGAUUCCACUUGAAGGCACAUUUAACUCUGAAGCUAAGCUAGGCCUGUGUCAUUCUCAGUUGACAGAAGAGCUUAUUGCUAGCCUGAAUCCAGAACGUGAAUUAGAGCAGGUUGACAGAGAAUUAGAAUAUACACCAGGAGCUCAGUAUGAGGAGAACGUCGAGACUGGCACAGAUAGUAGUGAUGUUGAGGAGAAUCUUACAGCUAUUCCUUCCAGGACCAUGAAAAACCUUCCAGAAAGCAGACUUAAGUUUUUAUCCUGUAUAGUUUGUGAGAAGGUAUGCUCAGGUGCUUAUAGUUGUGUGUCGUGUGAUGGAAAUGUCCAUGCAAUCUGUGGGGUGCCCCCUCAACAUGACACUGAGGGCUGUCCUCACAAAAUAACGUGUAGUCUCUGCUAUGAGACCACUACAAUGAAAAGAAAACAUGAUGAGAUCCAAAGAAGUUCAACUGGUCAACCUUCCAAAAUGCUGAAGCUGUCAGAGACACCAUUCUCAUCAGACAAAGUAGGAGAUUGGAUGGUGAAACAAGCUUCGCUGGACUUUUUUGUCAAGAAAAAACAUACCUUUUCUGAAUAUGGUAGCAGUAGUAGAAGAAAUGGUAAGGAUGGAAGUCGCCCAGAGGAAGUAAAAACCAAAAGAGUUCAUACAAGUUUUACUCGGAAGUAUGAUCCCUCAUAUAUCGAGUUUGGUUUUGUAGCCGUAAUUGAUGGUGAAGUGCUAAAACCACAGUGUAUUAUUUGUGGAGAUAUAUUGGCUAAUGAAGCAAUGAAACCAUCAAAACUUAAGCGGCAUUUAUAUUCAAAACAUAAAGAAAUAAGUUCACAACCGAAAGAAUUCUUUGAAAAAAAGAGUAGUGAAUUAAAAAGCCAACCAAAGCAGGUGUUUAAUGUUUCUCACAUAAACAUCAGUGCUCUGCGGGCUUCGUAUAAAGUGGCGCUCCCGGUUGCCAAGUCAAAAACGCCAUACACAAUCGCUGAGACGCUGGUGAAAGACUGCAUCAAAGAAGUCUGCCUGGAGAUGCUGGGUGAGUCAGCAGCGAAGAAGGUGGCUCAGGUGCCACUUUCUAAUGACACCAUAGCUCGACGCAUUCAGGAACUGGCCAGUGAUAUGGAAGACCAACUCAUAGAGCAAAUAAAAGAGGCAAAGUAUUUUUCAUUGCAAUUUGAUGAAUGCAGAGAUAUUGCUAACAUGAUCAUUCUUUUAGUGUAUGUGCGAUUUGAACAUGAUGAUGAUAUAAAGGAAGAAUUCUUCUUCUCAGCCUCUUUACCAACAAACACGACUAGCUCAGAACUGUAUGAAGCUGUGAAGAAUUACGUUGUCAACAAGUGUGGUCUGGAAUUUAGGUUUUGUGUAGGAGUAUGUUCUGAUGGUGCAGCUUCCAUGACAGGAACACAUUCUGAAGUGGUUACCCAGAUUAAAGAGCUUGCACCAGAAUGUAAAAUCACACAUUGCUUCAUCCAUCGAGAAAGUCUGGCUAUGAAAAACAUAUCAGCUGAACUGAAUAGUGUGCUUACUGACACAGUAAAAAUUGUGAAUUAUGUAAAGUCUAAUGCAUUAAAUUCAAGAUUGUUCUCCUUAUUAUGUGACAAUAUGGAAGCUGAUCAUAAGCAACUGUUACUGCAUGCUGAGAUACGGUGGUUAUCACGAGGAAAAGUUCUAUCAAGAAUGUUUGAAAUACGGAAUGAACUCUUCGUAUUUCUGCAAAGCAAGAAACCAGUUUGGUCCCAACUUUUCAAAGAUGUGAAUUGGACAGCCAGACUUGCUUAUUUAUCUGAUAUCUUCAGUAUUUUUAAUGAUCUUAACGCUUCCAUGCAGGGAAAGAAUGCAACAUGUUUUUCAAUGGCUGAUAAGAUUGAAGGACAAAAGCAGAAGUUGGAAGUGUGGAGGAACCGAGUUUCCACCAAUUGCUAUGACAUGUUCCAUAACUUGACAACAGUUAUCCAUGAAGCGGGUCGUGAUCUUGAUAUCGUCCAUCUGCGAAGAGUUGUCAAGGAACAUCUUACAAACUUGUUGGAUUGUUUUGAAUUGUAUUUUCCAUCAAAAGACGAUCCACGCGUAGGAAACUCUUGGAUCCAAAAUCCAUUUCUUCCAUCAAGAGAGAAUUUGAAUCUAACUAUAACCCUCUGGGGUGACUUGCUAAAGCUGGCUGCUGAUGAAGGCUUGAAAGUGAAUUUUGAAAGUACAGCAUCACUUGCUUCAUUUUGGAUAAAAGUUAAAAAUGAAUAUCCUGAGCUUGCUGAGGUCGCUUUAAAAUCCCUUCUCCUGUUCCCCUCAACAUCCCUUUGUGAGACGGGGUUCUCUACUUUGAGUGUUAUUAAAACAAAACACAGAAACAGUUUAAAUAUCCAUUAUCCCCUGAGAGUGGCACUGUCCUCAAUCCAGCCUAGAUUAGACAAGUUAACCAGCAAGAAGCAAGCGCAUUUAUCACAUUAAUGACUUGAAGGUAUUCUGACAGAGUGUGCAUACACACAUCAGGGAAUAUGGAGUUAUGAUUAAAAUAGCAGUUCUCUAUAUAAAUUGUCUAUAUGGACACUUUCAGUUAAAUGUACAGUUUUUUAAAUUCUUUUUUCUUGUAUUUAUUAAAAUGUAACUUUAAAUCUGUUGCUUCUAAUAUUAAAAUUUUGGUCUUACAUUUUGUA
Molecule: messenger RNA, 4491 nt
Organism: Canis lupus familiaris (dog)
Lineage: Eukaryota; Metazoa; Chordata; Mammalia; Carnivora; Canidae
Gene: SCAND3
Product: zinc finger BED-type containing 9
Exons: 4
Coding region: 308-4285 (1325 amino acids)
Biological process (GO): DNA integration
Molecular function (GO): nucleic acid binding
Source: RefSeq, a predicted model, not a curated record